This is a messenger RNA of Capronia coronata CBS 617.96, 1692 nucleotides long. RefSeq names its product pseudouridylate synthase. Gene Ontology annotation, molecular function: RNA binding; pseudouridine synthase activity. Gene Ontology annotation, biological process: pseudouridine synthesis. The transcript has a single exon. Bases 1 to 1692 code for a protein of 563 amino acids. NCBI's taxonomy places the organism in Eukaryota, Fungi, Ascomycota, Eurotiomycetes, Chaetothyriales, Herpotrichiellaceae. The record is from RefSeq and is a predicted model, not a curated record.
AUGGCCUUAACCACAGUGGAAAUCAAGCCUAAGCCAUCCAACGACGACAGGAUGCCAUUCGAAGACCCUCUGUCGACAAUCGCUCCAUGCGACCCAUGGCCUCGACCCUACUACCACGAAAACGGCCUACGACGGGUUGCGCCCUAUGACUUUACUUACAACACAUUUUGCAAACAACGAUGGCGCGGCCGGGAACUCCUCGACAUCUUUGGAUCCGAGUUUCGCGACCGCACCCGCGAGUACUACAAGGACGCGAUUGAGGCAGGGAAAAUAGCGGUCAAUGGGGAACCAUGUAAAGAUAUCCAUACUGUUGUCAAGAACGGGGAUCUCAUCUCACACACCCUGCACAGACACGAGCCUCCGGUCACUGCACAACCGAUUCGAGUCAUCCAUGAAACGGACGAAAUGAUUGUGAUCGACAAGCCUGCUGGCGUACCUGUUCAUCCUGCCGGCCGGUACAACUACAACUCUGUGGUCGAGAUCAUGAAAGCAGAACGGGACCAUGCUUUCAAACCUUUGCCUUGCAACCGGCUGGACCGUCUAACCAGUGGAGUCAUGUUCAUCGGCAAAACGCCCCGAGAGGCGGAAACGAUCAGUGAGAAGCUACGUGGACGGACGGUGCGCAAGGAAUACGUCGCAAGAGUCAAGGGAAGAUUUCCAGAUGGGGAGGGCUGGGAUGGCGACCCGAUGCGAGGCGGCGUGGUCAAGUGCGAAGAAAGCAUUCUCCAGAUCAGCCCGAUCCUUGGUCUCAACCGAGCAAGAGCGAGUGGGAAGUCUGCAAAGACACUGUUCCGACGGUUGGCAUAUUAUCCACACAAGUCAUCCAAGUCGGCCGAGACCACCGGUGAACAGGGCUCGACGGGCACAUCCUCUGGCGAGCAAGUGGCCCAGCCUGCGCCUCCCAUUUCUGGGGCCGAAGAUGAAGGCUACAGUAUUGUCCAUUGCCUGCCUUUGACGGGCCGUACCCAUCAAAUCCGCGUGCACCUGCAGUUCCUUGGACAUCCCAUCACCAACGACCCCAUCUACAGCAAUAGAGCCGUCUUUGGGCCGAGCUUGGCACGGAAUGAAUCUACGGGCGAGAACGACGAGGAAAUCAUUGCGAAACUGCAAAGGGUAGGCAAAACUGAGGUAUCAGAUUCCCUUUCGUACGAGCAAGAACGGUUGGCGAAGCUCGUGGAUCAAACCCAACAGAUGACCGUUUCGGACGCGGCCAAACUUGAUGCACAUACUUCCGAUGUCUCGCAGGCGGACCCGCACUUCAAACCUUUGGAUUCAGGAACUCUUCACGCCGGAACCCUGGCAAGCCCAGGGGAGGACCCGAUGCACGACGAUGCGCAGUACGGCGCGUUCGUGAAGGCACAUGACGAAAUGGUGGCCGACUACAAUAAGCGGAAAGGGGAGAAAAUGACUGGAGAGAAAUGUCCCGUGUGCGACACGCCAUUAUAUUCAGAUCCGGGGCCGCACGAGCUGGGCAUUUACCUCCAUGCAAUAUCCUAUGCAGAUGUAGGGGGGAGCUGGAGCUAUCGCAGUCCAGUACCUCAAUGGGCCUUUCCACCUGCCGGAAUGGAGGGCCCGAGGGAUAUUGGAAGCUGGGAGUAUCAUGGGGAGGAAGUGCUGGACAUUGGCGAUGAGAAAGAAAACGAGAAGUUGAAGAAUCGUCUAGGGGAGAAGAAGAACAAGGAAGACAGUUGA